Hippocampus comes (tiger tail seahorse) is the source of this 3565-nucleotide messenger RNA. It is a transcript of the gene mylk4a, whose product is annotated as myosin light chain kinase family, member 4a. The coding region runs from base 873 to 3197 and encodes 774 amino acids. Gene Ontology annotation, biological process: protein phosphorylation. NCBI's taxonomy places the organism in Eukaryota, Metazoa, Chordata, Actinopteri, Syngnathiformes, Syngnathidae. The record is from RefSeq and is a predicted model, not a curated record. Gene Ontology annotation, molecular function: ATP binding; protein kinase activity. The transcript is spliced from 15 exons.
AUAAAUUGCUAACAUACUAAUUAGCUAAUUUGCCAACAUAACAGCAAACAUUAAAUCAGCAAAUGGCUACCUAAUGAAGUUGCUUGUAUAACUAAAAAACCAACAUACUAACAUGCUGACUAGUGAGCUCAGUUGUUCAUAUAACUAAAGAGCUAACUUACAUGCUAACUGGUGAGCAAAGUUGAUCACAUUUGAUUUCACUUUCAUCAUAAUUACAUGAAUAAAACACAAUCUUGCCAACAUUGGAAAUACAAUAGGUUUCUAUUGUGACCAAACUGUCACAUAACUUGCACCCCUUCAGUUCCUCAAAAAGUGAGUUUAAUUUGGUGUCUUUGCCCUUUCAUUCGCAAACAAGACUGAUCAUCUUUCUGUGCCACCCAAGUAGUGUGCACAGUUUUUGACACCAGGCAGGCGAGUGAUGCUGGUGAGCUUAGCACUUAGGCUCUCAAAUGUCUCAUAGGCUGAGCAAUGCCAAGCUCCCUCCCCAAACACUUGACCCAUGCUGACGCAGUCUAUCCAUUUACUUUUAGGUCCGCGGGCUCACUGCAAUCCCAAUAGUGUGGGCAGCAGGAGGCACCAGGAAUAUUGCACGAGAGAACUACAGCUUCACUGGAUGGUUUAUUGCAUGUUUAUUUUUAGGUUCUUCACUGAUCUUUUGCAGUCGAGAUUGCUUGUGACAGAUCCUUUCCAACCCUUUAAUCCUUUUUUUCCGGCGUGUUGAUUGACAAGUUUGCACACCUGACGGGAGCACUGAAGGGUAGCGCUGGCUCCAAUCGUUACAGACGUCUUUCCGUCUGUUUCACGGACGUUACCGAUUGCCCAAUUGUCUCGAGUUGGUGUCUUGACGUGAUUUUUUUUUCACUGCAAGAGCCAUGACUUCCUUUAUGAAGACAACCGGUCUGGGUAAGCGGGUGGGCGAAAGCAGCAGUUUUGACCUCAUCCAAAAUCGAAUCGAAUCUUUGAGUGGCAAGAUGGACAAGCUCAUCAACCUUCAAGAGAAAGUCCUUGUCCGGCUUGAUGCCAAGUCCAGUGGUAUUGAAAAGGAAGAGAAGGAGUAUGUCAAGAGCCACAUCUCACGUGGGGAAGUCUCCCAGUCGCAGGGACGAGACGUCAAAGACAUAUACCAGGAAAUGAGCACCAUCAUGUUGGCGGUCAAUCACAGGUCUGAGAUUCAAGCUCAGAAGCUGGAGGGAAUGGAGAAACUGGUCCUCAGCAUGCAGCAGGUGAUCAGCUUCAUCGGAGAGACGAUCAAGAGCUCCAGGGUUAUGGAGCUCAUGUUCAAAGGUCCCGGUGACAACAAGGGAAACAAAGGAAAGCAAGUCUCAAAGAGGAAAUCAUCAGACACAAUAAAAAAGUCAGACAAGAAAACUACCUCUAACAAAGCCAAAAAAGGGAAUGAAGACAUAACUGCUGUUUGCGAGCCCGCUACUCUCCUGUCAUCUCACAGGACAAAGCUCCACGGACCAAAGCGUUACCUCGCCACUCGCAAAUAUGGAACUUUUUUCAACGACCACAGUAACGAUGGCGCAGAGAGGCCCGGUUUGACCCCCAAAGCCCAAAAGACGAUGAACCCCCCAGACACUGCAGGUGUCUCACUGAAGAAGCAGGCACUGCUUCGAGAAGAGGUGCAGAAACUCAACAGGGAGAACGCAGAGAAGUCAACUCAGCAGUUUAGCGCCGUGUUUUUGAAUCUGGAAGCUGACGUCCCAACAGGCAGUGAUUCCCGAAGCUAUCAAGAGGCGGGGCUUGGUGCUGGAGAGGAUGAGGAAAAUGAUCCUGAUGAAGACGUGUAUGUUACUGAGGAGGUGGUUGAAGUGCAGGAGGUGGUUGAGGUAGUUCAAGAGGAAGAGGAUGAGAAAGCACUAAAGGAGGAUGAGGUGGAAGAAGUGGUGAAAGAAGUGAUAGAAGAGGUGGAGGAACUCACAAUAGAAGAAUCACAAACGUCCGAGUCUGACAAUCCAACAGAUCCAAGCAGGGACGAUUGUGAAGCCACCUUCCUGGACACCCAAAUGGAGGUCAGCGUUACCGCCACCGCCUCCUUUCAGACUGAAGAACUGGUGGUGGUGGAGGAAUACACUGAGGUCCUAGAAGUGGAGAAGGACGAGGACAAGGAGGAGCAGGAAGACUGGGCCGUCUUCCAGGCGGACGGCGUUGAGUUCCAAUUUGAUCUGAAAGAGAGGUUGGCGCGGGAGAAGAAAGAAAACAAAGCCAAGCCCGAGGAACAAAAGGAGCCCGGGGAUGAAGUGCAAUACUUUAUUGACAGCACUCCUCCGCCGGCAGCGCCGUUUAAUCACCGCAUCGUGUCGGCCAAGCCCAACCAGAUCAGCAACUUCUACACCAUCAAUUGGCAGGAGGUCUUGGGCGGGGGCCGUUUUGGUCAAGUGCACAAAUGUGUUGAAAACUCAUCUGGUCUGACGUUAGCAGCCAAAGUCAUCAAGGCCAAGUCCCAGAAAGAAAAGGAGCUGGUGAAAAACGAGAUCCAGGUUAUGAACAAUCUGGACCACGCCAACCUGAUCCAGCUAUACGCGGCAUAUGAGUCCAGGAAUGACAUCAUCCUCGUGCUCGAAUACGUGGGUGGAGGCGAGCUGUUUGACAGGAUAAUUGAUGAAAACUACACGUUAAUGGAGCUGGAUGCUGUGGUGUUCAUCAGGCAGAUCUGUGAGGGCCUGCAGCAUAUGCACAAAAUGUACAUCAUCCAUUUGGACUUAAAGCCAGAAAACAUCCUAUGCGUAAGCAGGGUCACGAAUAAAAUCAAGAUCAUCGACUUUGGUCUCGCUAGGAUAUACAAACCGAGGGAGAAGCUGCGAGUCAAUUUCGGGACUCCAGAGUUUCUGGCCCCUGAAGUGAUCAACUAUGACUUUGUGUCAUUUAACACAGACAUGUGGAGCCUUGGUGUCAUCACAUACAUGCUUCUGAGCGGCCUCUGUCCUUUCCUGGGCGAUGACGACAACGAGACGCUCAACAACAUCUUGGCCUGCCAGUGCAACUUUGAAGAGCAAGAGUUUGUGGACACGUCCGAAGAGGCCAAAGACUUCAUCAGCCGGCUACUUGUCAUCAAUAAAAGUUGGAGGAUGGGAGCGUCCGAGGCCCUGAGACAUCCCUGGCUGUCUGACGCGGGCCUUCAUCAUAAACUUCAUACCAAGAAAACCAUGUGCCGAUCUCGCCGGUCAUCAUGUGUGCCCCCAACAGACAGUUGAGCAGGUGGCAGACCGGAGCCCUUCCUGCUGUGUGCACACCUGCUGCCAAUUUUGUCAUUAGGGAGCCAUGUAUUUUAAGGACCAACAAACUUUCAGCAGUUUGUCGGAGUAUUGUUGACCUUGCUACUGCUGUUGCGCAAGUGAUCAUUGUUCUAGACCUCUCGCUAUUGUCGUGUUUGUUCUGGUUCUCUGGGUUCGAUGUUUUUGUAAGUACAGUCUUAGUUUCGUUUUUGUUCUUGCUUCACGUGAAGUGGGUUCUUGGUAUUUCGUUUUAGUCUCGGGUUAUUUUCUUCCUUGCCUUUUGCAAGCACUUUUGGUUAUAGUGUUGUUUUUAUUUCCCUGGUCAUUAUUUCACCAGUGAUUUCUGU